Molecule: messenger RNA, 2148 nt
Organism: Phoenix dactylifera (date palm)
Lineage: Eukaryota; Viridiplantae; Streptophyta; Magnoliopsida; Arecales; Arecaceae
Product: glucomannan 4-beta-mannosyltransferase 1-like
Cellular component (GO): Golgi apparatus
Molecular function (GO): mannan synthase activity
Source: RefSeq, a predicted model, not a curated record
UCUUGUUGAGGGGCCUUUUUUUCUUGGUUCUUUGCAACUGAGAUUGAAAAGCGUUCAGGCUUGGGAGCCCCAUUGGCCUUGUGUGCACUUAGAUCUUUGUCCACUAGAUGACGAAUGAUGGUUGCCUCUGAAGAGUGUCAGCCGUGCUCCGGUCCCAGCGAGCAAACAGAGCCACAAGGACCUCAGCCCCAAAGGUGCAUUCCCUCUGGCCCUCAAAGAUUAACAUAAAUAACACAAAAAGCAGGCAAGGGAGAGAUGAAGUAGGUGGAACACCGGCAAGUCAAGCUCGUCGAAGGGAUGGCGUCCCCUCCAUUGCCAUCAGCAUCAGACGCCAAUGCAUAUCAUUCUCUUCUCCCUGCAUGGGUUUCUCAAGCUCUCGGCUUGCUCGCCGCGCUGUGCUCUUCUUUGGAGACGUCGCCGGGCUUUUCCUGGCAGCAAGUUUUGGUGAUAUGGGCGCAGAUAAGAGCUGGUGCGGUGGCGCCGGUGCUGAAGCUCGCCGAGGCGCUGUGCUUGAUCAUGUCGGCGAUGCUGAUCACGGAGAAGUUGUCGAUGGGCGCCGCCAGCCUCUUCGCCAAAGUCUUCCGGUGGCGGCCGGAGAGGCGGUACAAGUGGGUGCCCAUGGGUCGGGACGACUUGGAGGUGGGCAGCGUGGCCUAUCCCAUGGUGCUUGUUCAAAUUCCCAUGUACAAUGAGAGGCAGGUGUACAAGCUCUCCAUUGGAGCAGUCUGCAGCCUCUCGUGGCCAUCCGAUCGAAUCAUAGUCCAGGUGCUCGAUGAUUCAACCGACUCCGAGAUCAAGGACUUGGUGGAGCAAGAGUGCAAGAAAUGGGAAAGCAAAGGAAUUAACAUUAAAUAUGAGAUAAGGGACAAUAGACAUGGAUAUAAAGCAGGUGCUCUAAAGGAAGGGUUGACGCGCAGCUACGUACAUCAUUGUGAUUAUGUUGUAAUUUUUGACGCAGAUUUUCAACCUGAAGCUGAUUUUUUGUUGCAAACUAUUCCUUUUCUCAUUCACAAUCCACAAGUAGCUUUGGUACAAGUUCGAUGGAAAUUUGUGAAUGCCAAUGAAUGUAUGAUGACAAGGAUACAAGAGAUGUCAAUGGAUUACCAUUUUAAAGUUGAACAAGAAUCUGGUUCAACCAUGUACUCCUUCUUUGGUUUCAACGGAACUGCUGGUGUUUGGAGAAUAUCAGCUCUUGAAGAAGCUGGAGGAUGGAAAGAUCGAACAACAGUGGAGGAUAUGGACUUAGCAGUUCGAGCAACUCUUUGUGGUUGGAAAUUCAUUUUUGCAGGCAACAUCAAGGUUAAAAGUGAAUUGCCUAGUACAUUCAAGGCUUAUCGUAAUCAACAAUAUCGAUGGGCUUGUGGUCCAUCUAAUUUAUUUAGAAAGACUGCAGGAGAGAUACGAAGGACAAAGAAAAUAUCACUAUGGAGGAAAUAUUUGAUGUAUAGCUUUUUUAUUGUUCGAAGGAUUAUAUCCCAUAUUGUUACCUUCACAUUUUACUGUGUGGUCAUACCAACAUCAGUUUUUAUUCCGGAGGUCAAAAUAUCAUCGUGGGGAGUGGUUUACAUCCCCACAACAAUUACUCUUCUGAACUCAGUCGGAACUCCAAGCUCAUUCCAUCUAUUACCCUUCUGGAUCUUCUUUGAGAAUGUUAUGUCCAUGCAUCGAACGAAAGCUGUUCUGACUGGUCUACUGGACAUAGGAAAAGUAAAUGAAUGGGUUGUGACUCAGAAACUAGGAAAUGCUGUAAAGGCAAGUAACGGCAAAGAACUUGGCCAAAAAUCUGGAACGACGACAUCCAAAAGGAUUCUUCUCCCAGAGCUUGGAAUGGCAGUAUACCUUUUCAUAUGUGCAUGCUAUGACUUUGCCUAUGGGAAGGACAACUACUUCUUUUACAUCUAUCCACAAUCCAUCACAUUCUUCAUUGUGAGUAUCGGUUAUGUUGGGACUUUUAUGCCCAGCUAACAAACAAUGAAAUAAAAUGUUCAUCACAACAAUUGUCCAACUGUUACCGUUUUUGCCUUUUGUUUUCAGCAAGCAACUUUUAAUACUUUUUCCUGAGAAAAUGAAUGUAUAAUACCACCAUUUGAACCUCUGCUGAAUCUUAACCAUGAAGAAAACGAAUUCUUUUCACAUCUAAUUCUUAAU